Molecule: messenger RNA, 1547 nt
Organism: Rosa rugosa (rugosa rose)
Lineage: Eukaryota; Viridiplantae; Streptophyta; Magnoliopsida; Rosales; Rosaceae
Product: probable mannitol dehydrogenase
Exons: 5
Coding region: 228-1316 (362 amino acids)
Biological process (GO): lignin biosynthetic process
Molecular function (GO): zinc ion binding; cinnamyl-alcohol dehydrogenase activity
Source: RefSeq, a predicted model, not a curated record
UUCUAUUUGGGUCACCCAAUACGUCACCACCUCUUCGACAUUUCUGAUUUUAUCACCCAGUACGUCACCCCAGCCCAUCUCCUCCCUCUCUAUAUAUACCAUUUAACUCCAUUGAAGGUAGCUCACACUUCCAUAUCUAUGUGUCUCUCACAUUUAACUACUCGAACUGCAUUAAGCUUCAACACCAAAACCAUCAGUUAAGAAUCUGCAAGACUGCAACAAAGAAAAUGGCGAUGUCUCACGAGCAAGAACACCCCAAGAAGGCAUUUGGAUGGGCUGCAAGAGAUUCAUCUGGUGUUCUCUCUCCCUUCCGUUUCUCCAGAAGGGAAACCGGAGAGAGAGACGUGACGUUCAAAGUGUUGUACUGUGGGAUUUGCCAUUCGGACCUUCACAAUGUCAAGAAUGAAUGGGGCUUCUCUACCUAUCCUCUGGUUCCCGGCCAUGAGAUUGUUGGUGAAGUAACGGAAGUAGGGAGCAAUGUAAAAAAAUUCAAAGUUGGAGACAAAGUCGGUGUUGGAUGCUUAGUGGGAGCUUGCCAAUCUUGUGAUAGUUGUACCGACCACCUUGAGAACUACUGCCCCAAACAAAUACUCACGUACGGUGCCAAGUACUACGACGGAACCACCACCUAUGGAGGUUACUCUGACAUUAUGGUGGCCGAUGAACACUUCAUAGUCCGCAUCCCAAACAACCUACCGCUUGAUAGUGCUGCUCCACUCCUAUGUGCCGGGAUUACAACCUACAGCCCCUUGAGAUAUUAUGGACUAGACAAGCCCGGAAUGCAUGUGGGUGUGGUUGGCCUAGGCGGUUUAGGCCACGUCGCGGUGAAGUUUGCCAAGGCUAUGGGAGUGAAGGUUACAGUGAUCAGUACUUCCCCUAAAAAAGAGGAGGAAGCUAUUAAACACCUUGGAGCUGACUCCUUUUUGGUUAGUCGUGACCAAGAUCAAAUGCAGGCUGCCAUUGGUACCAUGGAUGGGAUCAUUGACACGGUUUCUGCACAACAUCCUCUCUUGCCUUUGAUUGGUUUGUUGAAGUCUCAUGGAAAGCUUGUUAUGGUUGGUGCACCAGAAAAGCCUCUUGAGCUUCCGGUUUUUCCUUUACUCAUGGGAAGGAAGAUGGUAGCUGGUAGCCUCAUUGGAGGUAUGAAGGAGACACAAGAGAUGAUCGAUUUUGCAGCCAAGCACAACAUAACAGCAGACAUCGAGGUUAUCCCAAUUGACUACUUGAACAAUGCCAUGGAGCGCCUUGCCAAAGCAGACGUCAGAUACCGUUUUGUCAUUGACAUUGGAAACACACUGAAGGCUGUAUAUCGAUGAAGAAACAAGAACAGAAGUUGAGACUGAUUCGGGGUCAUAUUCAGUGUUGUUCUUUCUCCAGAGCAUUUUUUGUUGUUCGCUACAUUCAUUCUUCUUCUUCUUUUAAACUCUCUUAUCCUCAUCACAGUAUAAGCAGAAUGUAAUGUGAUGAUUUGAAAUAAAUGAUUACAUGAAUAAUGUUACAGCCUUCUGUGAUGAUUUGAAUAAAUGAAUACAUGAAUAAUGUUACUA